CUGAGUUGCAGUCCAAGACUGUGAGGCACAUGAGAAAGAAAACCAUAUAAAGAAGGAAUAAGAAGAAGCUUGGGGAUUUUAGGUCUUAAAAAAAGAAUCUACUUCAUCUAAAUAUUCAUAUUUCCUGCAUGAUUUUUCUUGAAAACUUUGAAUGAUUAACAGCCAGCAUGCAUUUGAAAACUGGAUUAAUAUUUUUGGUCAUUUGCCUUGCUCUCCAAGUUCAUGGAAGCAAAGAAAUCCCUAAUAAAAUAAAUCGUGGUGAAGUCAAGCAUCUUGCAGAUACCUCAGGGUCAGAUAAAACAGAAAGAACAACAAAGAGGUCCAGAGUGUCAACCAUAAGGCGAAUAUUUGACAUGGCAAAGCAUCGAACAAAGAGGUCACCUUUCUUCUCAACUGGUGUGAAAGUUUGCCCACAAGAAUCAGUAAAGCAGAUUUUAGCAAGUCACCAAGCUUACUAUAGAUUACGAGUCUGCCAGGAAGCUGUGUGGGAAGCCUUUCGUAUUUUUCUGGAUCGGAUUCCUGAUACUUAUGAAUAUCAGAAUUGGGUUACUGCCUGCCAGAGGGAGACCUUCUGCAUCUUUGACAUUGGCAAAAACUUCAGCAAUUCCCAAGAGCAUCUAGAAAUUAUCCAGCGGCGAGUAAAACAUAGAACCUUCCAGGAAAGGAAGGAUGAAAUAUCCACAGAGAAAACAGGUGGCAAAAAGCUGGAAGACAUUCCUUCCAUUUCUACAGGCUCCCCUGGCGCCUCCCUCUCUCCCUACGCGCCAGUGCCCAAUGGGACGCUGCUCAAUGAAAUCGUCAACGACACAAAGACUCCCGUGAAGGAGCUGGGAACAAAUGCUGUUCCGGAACUGCCCGUGGAGCAAAUGGUGGAGUUCAGCGUCACUCUCACCGAUCAGGAGUAUACGCCUGAGCUUAGUGACCCUGACUCCCCACAGUACAGGCAGCUUGCUGCCAAGUUUCAGCUCCAGAUGCAAAAAAUAUUUGAGAAACUUCCAGGAUUUAAAGAAAUCCAUGUAUUAGGAUUUAAACAGAAGAAGGAAAAAGAUGGAUCAAGCAGCACUAUAGCACGAUACGUGGUAAACUUUGAGAGAGAUGGCUCAGACAUCAAAAGCCCAACAGAUGACCUCACAACCAUUGGCUCUAAUAAGGUUGAAAAUGAAAAAACUCCACUUUCUCCAAAGGAAGAGAAGGAGGUAGCUGCAAGUAAACUCACCGUGACUGAUCUUCAGCAGCUGGUUGCCACAGCACUCCACGAGGACAGGUCUCUGCCCGUGGACCUUGGAACACUUCAGUUUACUGAUGAAUCUAUUAAACCGUCUAGUGAUUCUGAUAAUGACAUCCAGUCCAUGGUCACUAUUCCUCUAGCUCCCCCUGAGCUGGAGGACUCCAUGAAUGUUGAACUUCCACUACCUUAUCCCAGCCCAGCACUGGUGGAACAAACAGGAGAAACCUUAACCAGUGGAUUUGCAACUGAAAUCCCUGUGCUUAGUGGAGAAAUCAGGGUCCCUGAAGACUUUAAUAAUUUUGUUUCAUCUGAAACUGCAUUCCCUACCAAACCUCCUCGAGAACUGUCUCGAGAGAGAUUUCCUACAAGCACAGAAGAUACCACUGCUGACCAGCAAAGUUUCACAGUGCCUUUCAGUGCUCUGCUUAGCACACACAGUCCUUUGAAACCAGAGGGUUCCUAUUUGCUUCCUCCAGCAGAUGAGUAUACCAGCAACGAAUUAAUCACUGAUGACUUGGAGCCCCCAACAGAGCAGGCUGUCACACUGGCAGUUUAUACCACAGAUGAUACCUUUAUCCCAAUCACUUUCCUGGAUGCCAGUGAUGAGAAGAGUGAAGCAGAGAUGGARAAAGAGCUGACUGGAAUCACAGCACCACCUUUCAAGGAAGCUGACCAAGAUGAUCUGGCUGGACAAGCAGUUAAGAUCAUGGAUCUACCAGAAUCCUCCGGUGAUGACAUUUUGGUUACAGCCAGCCCUUACCUUCACACAAAAACGUUGCCUUUCUUUAUCGGUGACCUCUCUGCCGCCCAGCCUGGAGAUAUUAUUGCAGAUGCGCUGCCGUCAGAGCAGGUCGUGGUGCUGCCUCCAGCGACCAGCCCAUCCCACGGCCUGUCCCUCAUCAUCGACCAGUCCCUCGAAGUAACGGACUCGGUGCCGGCAGCCGGCAGCGCYGCUCCCGUGAGCGCUGAGGCCGGAGUGCCGGAUAUCGCGGCCGAGGUGGACAGCGUCAGUGAGAUGAGCACGGCAGCCCUGGAUGAAGUGGAGCACGGCAGUGGGUACAUCUCAGUGCUGAGAACUCACCCUGCAGAAGCCACCCCAGCUCCUACGCUGAAGUAUGUAACUACCAGCUCCAUGACCACUGCAGCCAAAGGCAAGGAGCUAGUGGUUUUCUUCAGCCUCAGGGUAACCAACAUGCACUUCUCCGAUGACCUCUUCAAUAGGAGUUCUUCAGAAUACAAAGCGCUAGAACAACAGUUCAUGCAAUUGUUACUUCCAUACCUUCAGUCCAACCUUACAGGUUUUAAACAACUUGAAAUACUUAACUUCAGGAAUGGAAGCGUGAUUGUCAACAGCAAAAUGAAAUUUGCCAGAACAGUGCCAUACAACAUCACGGAAGCAGUACACUGUGUUUUGGAAGAUUUCUGCGAUGCUGCAGCUGAGCGCCUCAAUUUGGAGAUUGACAGCUAUUCCCUGGACAUUGAGCCAGCUGACCAGGCAGACCCGUGCAAGUUCAUGGCCUGUGACGAGUUUUCCGAGUGCGUAACCAACGAGUGGAGCAAGGAGGCCGACUGCCUGUGCAAGCCGGGCUACGCGAGCCGGGACGGGCUGCCCUGCCRGAGCCUCUGCGAGAUGGAGCCGCAGCUCUGCGUCAACGGAGGCAAGUGCGAGCUGGUCCCAGGAACAGGAGCUGUCUGCAGGUAA
Nothoprocta perdicaria is the source of this 2930-nucleotide messenger RNA. RefSeq names its product interphotoreceptor matrix proteoglycan 1 (gene IMPG1). Gene Ontology annotation, biological process: visual perception. The record is from RefSeq and is a predicted model, not a curated record. The coding region runs from base 168 to 2930 and encodes 920 amino acids. NCBI's taxonomy places the organism in Eukaryota, Metazoa, Chordata, Aves, Tinamiformes, Tinamidae. The transcript is spliced from 15 exons.